AUGGCCAUGAAUGCCGUCGCUUCACUCGUGCUCACGCAGAUUGUGGAGCAUCCGUUCCACUUUCUACUUGAGAUUGUGUUCGCCGCCGCCUUGGCGGCUGUGCUAUGGAGGCAGCACGUGCAGAGAAAGAAAAACAAGUCCAAGCUGGUCGCCCCUGUGAUGCCGCCGCCGGAGGAGCAGGAGCGCCGCAUUGCGCAGUUCCAAUCGAAGAUGUUCCAGGCCAACUGUAGGACGGCCACCAACGCCACGGUGCCCAACGGGGCGGGGAUGGCGGAGGUGGACUCCAGGGAGGGCUGCUACGUGACCAUUCGCAACGCGGCGGACGGGGGCCUGCUGCGGUGCCUCGACCUGGCGACUGAGGAUUUCCACUCCUUUUCAACGCACCCCACCGUGCUGAAGGUGGCACGCGAGACGGUGAUGGCUUACGGUGUUGGGAGUUGUGGCCCUCGCGGGUUCUACGGCACGAUCAAGCCCCACAUGGACGCGGAGACAGACUUGGCGCGGUUUCUCGGGGUGGAGGACGCCAUCAUCUGCAGCCUUUCCUUUGCCACGGUCUCCACGCUCAUCUCCUGCUUCGCGGGCAGAGGGGAGUACCUCAUCGUGGACGAGGGCGUUAACUUGUCCAUCGCGGACGGCUGCACCCUCUCCCGGGCCACCGUUUACAAGUACCGCCACAACAACAUGCCUCACCUUGAGUCGCUCCUGAAGGAAGUGGCGGAGAAGGAGAGUGCCACGAAAAAGUUGUCACGACGCUUUGUGGUGACGGAGGGUCUUUUUAGGAACAGUGGCGACCUCUGCCAUUUGCCACGCAUACUUGAACUAUGCCACAAGUACAAAUUUCGUAUUAUUUUGGAGGACAGUUACGGGUUCGGUUGCCUGGGCUCAACGGGCCGCGGCACGCAUGAGCACUUUGGCAUCCCAGCCACGCGUAUUGAUUUGUAUGUGGGCAGCUUGAGCACCUCCUUGGGCGCCGUCGGAGGCUUCUGUGCCGGGACGCGGGCGGUGGUGGACUACCAGCGCCUCACCGCCUCUGCGUACGUUUUCUCCGCAUCGCUGCCGCCCUACAUUACGGCUGCCGUCUCCACCUCCCUCACACUGCUCGACGGGGACCACACCUACGCCGAGAAGCUGCAGGCGAACGCCAAGCUGUUCCGCCAGACCCUUCGACAGGCUAGCUUCAACGCCGACAAGCUCCGUUUGCUGGAGUGCGAAGGGGAUGUCUCGCCAAUUCUGGUGCUGCGCCCCACCGACGCGUACGCGAAGAGCCACGCCCAGAGUUUGGAAGUGGAGCUGGAAGAAGUUGUACGGAUGGCAAGGGAAAAGAAGGUGAUGCUCGUGCGGCAUCUCUACUCUGAGGAUGAGCAGUGCGAGAACCUCCCGGCGCUGCGGAUCCUUGUGAAGGGAAAGGCAACCCGAGGGGAGAUUGAAGGUGCCGCCAACGUCGUGGUUGAGGCAGUGAAGGCUGUUUUCUCCUGA
This is a messenger RNA of Trypanosoma conorhini, 1476 nucleotides long. RefSeq names its product putative serine-palmitoyl-CoA transferase. Gene Ontology annotation, biological process: ceramide biosynthetic process; sphingosine biosynthetic process. Gene Ontology annotation, cellular component: endoplasmic reticulum. The transcript has a single exon. The record is from RefSeq and is a predicted model, not a curated record. Gene Ontology annotation, molecular function: pyridoxal phosphate binding; serine C-palmitoyltransferase activity. The coding region runs from base 1 to 1476 and encodes 491 amino acids. Lineage: Eukaryota; Euglenozoa; Kinetoplastea; Trypanosomatida; Trypanosomatidae.